Mercenaria mercenaria is the source of this 4376-nucleotide messenger RNA. Its product is annotated as E3 ubiquitin-protein ligase DTX1-like. Gene Ontology annotation, biological process: protein ubiquitination; Notch signaling pathway. Gene Ontology annotation, cellular component: nucleoplasm. NCBI's taxonomy places the organism in Eukaryota, Metazoa, Mollusca, Bivalvia, Venerida, Veneridae. Gene Ontology annotation, molecular function: ubiquitin protein ligase activity; zinc ion binding. The coding region runs from base 44 to 2005 and encodes 653 amino acids. The record is from RefSeq and is a predicted model, not a curated record. The transcript is spliced from 9 exons.
AUAUCCGAGAUGUUGACGAGAUCAAAACAAAUCGAAAGUAAACAUGGCUGCAGGGGUUGUUAUUUGGGAAUGGCAGAAUGAAUAUGGUAGCUGGAGACCGUAUUCUCCGCAAAUAACUGCUUAUUUGGAAAACAACAAAUAUUCUCCCGUCCCUUUACAUCUCGGUAGUGUUGAUCCCAUCUUGUAUUUGUAUCAAGUAGACGUCAAAAAUUUGUGCCAAACAAGACAGGGAACAGGCACACAGCGUCCUGUACGUCGCACAGUGUUGCCAUCAUCCAGUCCAUUAGCAAAGGGAAUCACCUGGCAGUGGGAGGGGGAUGCUCUAGGAUCUUGGUGUGACUUUGACAUUGAAAUUAUCCACUAUCUGGAUGAAUGCUAUGUAAAAGGGCAAACUUUUAUAGAUUUGUCAAAAUCAAAGUUCUUUUUACCAUACCAUAUUGAUCUGAAGGCAAUGACGCAAAAAAGAGUUGAAACGGGGCGUGUGAGAAAUAUACAGCGGACGUUCACAUCAGUGUCAUAUCCAAGAGACUCCUCAGUGCCAUCAAGUUCUGGCAUCAAAAGGCAAUCUGCUGGAAGUUCCGGCAAAAACAAUGUUUCUUCUAAAAGAUCUAAAUCUUCAACAGUAUCAUCAUCAGUUAUUGGAGCUACAACAUCAGCAGUGUCAUCAAGUACUUCUGGAUUGACUGUGUCAAAUAAUACUUCACAGCUUACGAAUAGUGCAUUUACUCCAAAUAAUAAUCCAGCUAUGUUGAAUGGUAUUGGUCCACAGUCUCAACUACCGAAUCCAUUUAGCCACAGUCACCACCAAGGCCCCAUUACCCGUAGAAGAUUUAUUCAGUCCCAGUCUUCUCUCAACCAGCAAACUCAGUCAAGCAGUUUGGUUCCUCCACCAAACCAGUCUGUUCCAGUUACUAUGGCAUCAGCAUUCUCCUCGAUGCCAUCUCAUUCUACAUCAGUGCAACAGACUGGUUCCCCUUUCUUGACUUUUACAAGUAUUGCUGGUUAUCAGCCUGGUGUAUUCAGUAAUCAAGGAUCCAGCAACCUAGGCCCGGUGCCAGUGUUUGGAGGGAAUCCUAUUCAUGGUUUCAAUUUUCAUUCAUCCAGCACAGGCAGUUCAACACAACCUGGCCAUUUUCUUUCUGGGAAUUUGCUGUACUCUGGUGGCAGACAAGGCAGAGUUAGACCAUCACAAGGAGCCAGUUCAAGUUCAAACCAGCCAGCUAGUUUUUCAUCUACCUCAAACUCACAGCUACCUCCAUAUGAUAGAAUCCCCAACCUGGCUCCUAGAGCCAGCAAAAGAGGCAAUAAAACUACUUCUGCUGCAGAAGAUAUUUUACAUAACUAUGUGGAAAGUUUGACCUCCCCGCCAGCAGAUGAGGAUUGUUGUAUAUGUUGUGAGAAGUUGAUAGAGGCGUCAGGACAUGGGAGUGGCUCGCCGGAGGAUCAUGUUGUGUAUAAACUCAGCAAAUGUAGUCACAUGUUCCAUAAACUGUGUCUUACAGCAAUGUAUGACAGUGGAGCUAAGGAUGGUCAUAUACAAUGUCCAACAUGCAAAACAAUUUAUGGUGAAAAAAUGGGUAAUUGUCCGAGAGGUGAAAUGGAGUACAAAAUCAUAGACCAUCAUUUACCUGGGUACGAGGGAUAUCGGACCUUUCAGAUCAUGUAUAGUAUAAGCAGUGGCACACAGGGGCCCGAGCAUCCGAACCCUGGGAAGAGAUACACAACUCGAGGGUUCCCUAGGAUAGGCUACUUACCUGACUGUGAUAAAGGAAGAAAGGUGCUGCAGUUGCUGAUCAUUGCAUGGAAAAGAAGACUGACUUUCACGAUAGGACAUUCAACAACUACGGGUGAAGAUAAUACUGUGACGUGGAAUGAGAUUCAUCACAAGACAGAACUUGGGACAAAUUAUUCCGGGCACGGUUACCCAGACCCAAAAUAUCUUGAUAAUGUUCUAAAUGAACUGGCUGUCCAUGGAAUUACAGAGAAAGAUCUUCCAUCAGGAUGAUUGUGAAUUGUUUAUUAAAAUUCUAGUUAUUUAUGAGAAGUUUAAAGACAUUGCACCCAGACAUCAAAAUGGAAUGUGUUGGAUGUAAUAUUUUGCUUCCAUUUCAGCUUACAAAUACCUUGUUUCUGUAUUUCAAGAAAAUAAUUAGCAUUUUGAAGUUUGUCGAAAUUGUUUUACUUUAACUGUGGUUGUUAAAGCAGAGAACAUUCUGUUGUCACAGCACAGUGCAUGCUUUGUAACUUAAUUGGCAACAUCCAGUCAGAUUCUCAUGUCUCAUUUUAUAUGUAAACAAAUUCAGCCAAUCAGGUGAUGUGACCUCUGGAAUGCUUCUCUGUUAUGUUAAAUAUUAUUCAUCAUUAAAUUUAAAUUUGCCCACUUUACAUUGUUUUGUUGCGGGAAACACAUUUGAACUGUGAAUAGUAUAAGAAAGAAUAUUUUGAAUAUUGUUGAAAUAAGCUGGUUGUGUACAUGUAAGAAAAAAUGCUCUCUAGCAGAUUGUUGCUAUUUAGUGAGGCUAGUUUCUUUUUGGUAGCAUAUUAUUUUUUCAGUUCCUGUAACAUGGUAUAGAUCUCACAGAAUAUUAAUCCUUUACAUAGUUAACCUUUACCCUGCUAAAUUUCUAAAAUGAACUGGUUCAUCAUUUAAUUUGGGCAGUACAAUUUAUUGUUCGAAGAGGCGUUCUAUGAAAAAUUAAAGAUUGAACAGUGAACAGUGCAGACCAAGAUCAGCCUGCACAUCCGGUCGCAAAGGCAGAAUCACUUGCCACAAGCAGGCUAAAGGUUAAUGUAUUUUUUAGAUGAUGCCUAUGACUGGAAAACCUAGAAAAAGAUUUAAAUAAAUCAUUAUUCUGCUCACAAUUUUUCAUGUGAAUACAUCAUUGGGUAUCUUUUAUAAAAAAUUGGUCAGAUUUUAUGCCAUCAAAGGGAGGCAACUAAUUGCACUGCCUGUAAUCGGUCCAAAACAUUUGUCGUUUCACCUAUAACCUUUAAACAAUUUGAGGGAAUCCAAUAAAACUUUACACAUAAUGAGAUAUGUUGUGCACAUACCAUUAGGGUCUGGGGCAAGGCCCUAAACCAUUAACUGCAGACAAGGGCGCACUAUUACUCAAUUUUAAUAGAUCAAAUAUUUUUGUUUUUAUAUGCAUCACUUGUUUUAUAAAAAAAAUGACCUCCUGAAAUAUUUCUUCCCAUUUGUGUGAUACCCCAUAUACUAUGCACUAAGCAAUACCUGUAAAUAUACUGAAAUAGAAAUCAAUCAACUUUUUGGGCAUUGAAUGUUGUGGUAUCAGCAAAAAUGGCUAUUUCAUAGGAAUAUGAAUUUGUCCAUUUUAAGUGUUUCAGAUACAGUUAACGGACAUUUUUUUUUGUUCAUUGAGAUUAAAUAUCGUGGAUUGCAUGUCACCAAGAGAUCCACAUGAAUUAGUCCCCUGGAAAUAUUAAGUCUUUUACAGUAUACAGUAUGCUUCUUCUUUGUUGAAAGGUGUAAAUUUUAUGAUUUGUUCUUUGUUGUAUUUUUUUAAUCUCUGAUUUGUUAAAACCUGUUUUAAAUUGAUACAUUAUCUAGGUAUAGCAGCAUCUUUGUUAAAGGUGUGUGGUUUUAUUUGCAAAACAUUUAGGUACUUUGAAAUCGUUUAAUUUCUCUUGAAAUAGAUUGUGUGGUUUCUACCUAAUCAGCUAUUCAUUAGACAAUAUAUAUCUGUGGAUUGUAAAUUUUAAAGAUGAAAUAUAUGUGAAAAAUAGUUGUUUGUUUGGAUUAAAUUUUGUGGACUGAUCCAACCAUGAAAUCCACUAAAAGUAGUGUUUCUUACCCUGUUAAUUAGUCUUCGGCAAAAAUGAAUAACUUAAUGGUACUUUAUUUGAGCCGUGCCAUGAGAAAACCAACAUAGUGGGUGUGCGACCAGCAUGGAUCCAGACCAGCCUGCGCAUCCGCGCAGUCUGGUCAGGCUCCAUGCUGUUCGCUUUUAAAGCCUAUUGGAAUUGGAGAAACUAUUAGCGAACAGCAUGGAUCCUGACCAGACUGCGCGGAUGUGCAGGCUGGUCUGGAUCCAUGCUGGUCGCAAACCCACUAUGUUGGUUUUCUCAUGGCACGGCUCAUUUUAUGUAUUUAACUUGUAUCUGAAUUCUGCUGUUAAAUGUUUUUGAAAAAAAUCUUAAUUUGCGGAAGAAAGAAAUAGAUUGUUUGUGCUUGAUUGAAUUAAUUACCAGAAAUGAAAGUUUUGAAAAUCUUUGUAUAUGAUAAAUUGCAUGGACAUAGGUUUUCAUCUUUUAAGUCUUUUUCAGGAUAUUUAUAGACGUCAGAGCUAGAACUGUUGAUUGGAUAAUAUUCACAGUGACUUUAUUUUCACUCUAAUAAAUAAAGCUAAUCACAAGUU